ACAGUGGCAGAGUCUUAAUGAGCGUGAGCGGUUCCGUCCGCACGGGCCGCCGAAUCCUCCCACUCUCCUGGCCACACCUCCUCUGAUACAUAUGCGUCAGGUCCGUCAUCAUUAUUCAUGAGGCAGGCAUGUGCAGAGGCUGUGAGAGAGAAGGGGGAGUGUCUGUGUGUGACUGGGAGCCACAGCGUGCGGGUGAGAGAGAGAGAGAGAGAGUAUGUGAGUGUGUGUGUGGGGUAGUAAGGGAGAAGGGGGGAGACAAGUAGGAGGCUGACAUCGCAACGGCUGCUGCUGCUGCUGCUGCUACUGCUGCGAUCACAUCUCACACACACACACACAUGCAUGCACCACACCACUCUGGUGUGCUUGUGCCAUGCUCUGCUGACCGGAGCUCUCUGUGCACAGUGUGUGUGGUAGAAGUGCUCAGGGCAGACUGAUGAGAGACAGUGUGUGUUCCUGGAGGGUGACCCCCCGACUGCUUCUGGGGAGAGAGAGAGCUCCUGUGAACCCGUGACGCCGAGGAUGGGCUGCAAUCUGUGCUCGCUGCAGAAGAGAGAGGAGCAUUACAAACUGCUUUAUGAAAUUUCACAGGUGAAUGGGAAGGACUUAUCAAGAGCCAGCCAUGAGGAAGCAGUGCAGGCCUUCCGCACUGCCAAAGACCCCAUCGUGGUGCAGGUGCUCCGGCGCCAACCGCUGCCUCUGGGUCAAGGGUCAUCUCAGGAUGUCCAGCUGGUGGAUGUAUGCACACAGACAGACAUCACCUUCGAGCACAUCAUGGCUCUUGCCAAACUCCGGCCUAGCAGCCCACCUGUGCCAGACAUUUGUCCGUUCCUGCUCUCAGACAGCUGUCACUCCCUCCACACAAUGGGCCAGGAGUACUAUGAGGGGAGUGAGUAUCUUUCCAACAUGCCAGCUGAGGCUGAGAGGACUGAUGAGUUAGAGUAUGAGGAGGUGGAGCUGUGCCGCCAGAACAGUCAGGAGAAGCUCGGCCUCACUCUCUGCUACAGGACGGACGAUGAAGAGGAUGUCGCUAUCUACGUGUCAGAGAUUGGACCUAAUAGCAUCGCAGCCCGUGAUGGUCGUAUCCGGGAAGGGGACCGUAUCUUGCAGAUAAAUGGUCAGGAUGUGCAGAACAGAGAGGAAGCAGUGGCGUUGCUGUCUUCUGAGGACACUAGAAGCAUUGUACUGCUUGUAGCCAGACCAGAGAUGCAGUUGGAGGAGGCCUGGUUGGAUGAUGAGCACACAGAGUUUUUAGAAGAACUCAAAAUGGAAAUGCUAGAAGAACAAAGAAGAGAGGAGGAAGAGAUGGAGAGAGCAGCCAGAGAAGAAGAAGAGCAGGUCAGGAAAGCAAAGCAGGAGGAUGUGAUGGGCAGCAGUGCUUCCUGCUCGUCCAGCCAGGACAGGAGUUGUGCUGCUGGAUCCAUGCACCAUGGGGCUGAUAGCUCUGAGCAGAGUGUUCUGGCCCAGCUCCAGAAGAGACUCUCCCGGUGUCUGAGGCAGCGACGGGAGGACCAAGACUCACCAAGAGAAGAGGAGGGGCGUUCUGAAGGCGAGUGCUACCAGCAGCUACUGCAGCUAAAGUGCCAAAUCCGUAACAGCGGAGAGUACGACCUUUUCUAUAGCCGCAGCAGCACCAUCGAGUGCAGCCUGACUGAACAGGGCGGGAGCGGCGGUAUGGAGCGUGAGCUUCGGCUCCUCAACGAGGAACUGCGUAGCAUUGAGCUGGAAUGCCAGAGCAUCAUGCAGGCACAGCAGCUCCGAAAAAGGGAGCUGCAGCAAGAUGGAUCUGCCAAAGAGCAAGGGAAGCAGAGUCCUCACCGAGGAAAGCUGGCCCACAUAAGUGAACGUCCAGAGAAGUCAGACAAGGACAGCUCCAGUGCUUAUAACACGGCAGAGAGCUCACGGAGUACACCUCUACUCAUGGACCGUUCACCAGAACAUUCUGUGCAGAGACUAGUCAGCCUGACUAAUCAGAAAAACCUGAGGAGCACUAUGCUUGUGGGACGUGGCUCCGCCCCCUGUCCCCCUGUAAGAAGGGCUCCGAGUGGCAGCCCUGACCACAGCAACCCCUCUGAAUCGGAGCAGACACCCCCGGCAGAGGAAGAGAGCUUACCAAGGAAAGCGAGAACGUUAAGAUCACGCAUCCCCUACCUCUCCCCUCGGCACCAGCACGUAGACAUCCCAUCCCACGCCACACACUACCAGAGCUACAUGCAGCUAAUUCAGCAAAGCUCAGCUGUAGAAUACGCACAAUGUCAGCUCAGUCUUCCUGCGCAGCCCUCUGAGCCAAAACUUGAGUGGAAGGUAAAGGUGCGCAGUGACGGCACACGCUACAUUACCAAGCGGCCAGUUCGGGACCGGCUGCUGCGCGAGCGAGCACUUAAGAUCAAAGAAGAACGCAGCGGCGGUAUGACCACGGACGACGACACCAUGAGUGAGAUGAAGAUGGGCCGCUACUGGAGCAAGGAAGAGCGCAAGCAGCAGUUGCUGAGGGCCAAAGAGCAGCGGCGACGGCGUGAAUUUAUGCAGCGCUGCCGGCUCGAGAGUCUGAAAGAGUGCCCGCAGAGCAGUGGCGAGGGCCGCAAAGAGCUCAGCAUCAUCGAACUCAGUCAACGCAAGAUGAUGAAGAAGCGCAACAAGAAGAUCCUCGACAACUGGAUGACCAUUCAGGAGCUAAUGACGCAUGGAGCAAAAGCACCCGAAGGGGCCAAAGUUCACAAUGCCUUCCUUUCAGUUACAACUGUAUAGAGAGCCACUCUGACUCAAACUCUACCCCAUGUGGUACGAUCUACUUUUGCCUCGUUCAAUGUGGCGAUUUUUAUGAGAGGAAAAAAAAAAGUAUUUUUCUCACUUUGUAACUUUGAAUGAACAUUUUGUAAACAGUCUAUCGACAGGUUCAUCACAUUUGUAAUGCGAUUUUUUUUCGUUCACAAAUUUCGAGGGUUUUCAUGACACCUGCAGUGAGAAACUCUUUGGUGCAAAAAUUCCAAAGUGCUAAUUUGUGUUAAAAGCUGCUCUUUUUUAGUAUUUGCUGCAUCCAUACCUCUGUUAUGUACUCAUAUUCAGAUUUCUGUUCAUUGGGAAAUAAACUGCCAUGUAAUUACGGUAUCAGCUUUUCUUUUUUGGUUUCCGUGCCGGUUUCAUUGUUUCAGCUGCGACUUUGAAUGGAAAUUCGACAUACAGUAAUAUCUCGCACCUAGACACAAAAUGCAGCAUUUCUCUGGAGAACCUUACUCACUCAGUUACACUGUAAGAGUCUGACCAACCCAGCCACCAGCAACAGGCCGAUACCAGCAGACACACGGUAGCGCUCUGGACGAACACGGUUUCUUUAAAGAUUUCACACGAUUGAUGCUACAGCGUUACAUCGUUAAUCGAUUUUCCAGUCCAGUGAGCACCCUGAACUGAAUUGUUUCCUCAAGGGCUUCAUAAUUAGUCGAUCGGGUGAAUCCCGGGUCUUACAAAUAUAACACUGUGCAAAGCAAAGCACCAUGAAAGAAUAACGAGAACCAGGAAAUGAACGACUGUAUAAAGUCUGUAUUCACCUUGAAAAAUAUUUGAGUUAAAGUAUGUAUGAUGUCGGUGAACUCGGUUAACGGAGGUCAUCGGUAUACUGGCAUUUUAUUUAUAACCUGAAAUCGACAGUUUAAAACUCGGUUUAAAAGGUGCGAAAAUACAACAAAUACAAAACCAAACACAAAAAAGAAGGACGGAGUGAUAUAAGGGAAUAGGAAUGUUUGGCAAAAUGUUACUUCCAACACAGUGGCCUUUUAUACGUGAGGAAACACAGAGCAGGAUCGGUUACGUAGCGUAGUUUCUCCGAAACGUAACUACAAGCAAACGAAUACUAUGGACUCGUGUCUUUACUACAAAUCCGUCAUUAAAAUGCCUUUUUUUUUAAAGAAGCUAUGUAAAUGUAGAAAUGUACAUUUCUGUAAUUGUACUGACUAAAUGUUGAUUGUCUUAUUUCAAGUGAUAUGUAGUAGGCUUUCCUGGCCAGGUGAAUGUGUGGUCAUUGUGAUACUUUGAAAUAAAUUGUUGGGUUUUUUUUUC
Tachysurus fulvidraco (yellow catfish) is the source of this 4050-nucleotide messenger RNA. RefSeq names its product PDZ domain containing ring finger 4 (gene pdzrn4). Gene Ontology annotation, molecular function: protein binding. NCBI's taxonomy places the organism in Eukaryota, Metazoa, Chordata, Actinopteri, Siluriformes, Bagridae. The transcript has 8 exons. Bases 520 to 2745 code for a protein of 741 amino acids. The record is from RefSeq and is a predicted model, not a curated record.